CGGCUCUUAUUGUGAAGGGCGGCGGAAGUUCCGAGUUCCGAGCCGCAGCAGGGACCAGUCCGGUACCAGUCCGGAACCAGUAUGUCCGGUACCAGCGUGUCCGGGACCAUGUCCGGCCUGCAGCAGCUGCGGGCCCUGGUGGCGCAGCGCCUGGCCGCGGCGGCGGAGGAGAUCCUGCAGCUGGUGGAGCGGGCGGUGCUGGAGCAGCGGGACCAGCUGCUGCUGGACCGGUACCGGGACCGGGGCCGGGACCGGGACCGGCCCGGGGACGGGAAGCCCAGUCCGGCCCGGGAGGCGGCCUGGAGCCGCGGAGCCGCGCACGCAGAUGCUGGGUGUCUCCAUGGUGACGGGCAGGAGGCGGAGUCUCCGGUGGUGAAGCAGGAGGAGGAGUCGGAGGGGGGCGGCGCUCCUCUGGAGGAGCUGAAGAGCGAGCAGCCGGACGCCGACUCCGAGGACGCCGUGGAGCUGGAGGUGGAGCUGGAGGAGGAGCUGGAGGAGGACGACGCCCAGCCCAGCACUUCCUGUGAGGGUGGCGAGGCCCCGCCUUCUGGGGCGGGCGGCGAGGGAGGGGGCGGAGCCAUCUCCUGCAAGGUGUGUGGGAUGACGUUCAGCUACCACGGCUCGCUCCGGAACCACGCCGAAGUCCACGGCGAGGACGAGCGGCGGCGCUGCGGCGUGUGCGGUGCGCCGCAGCCCGACCGCCGCAGCCUGCUGGAGCACCUGCAGACGCACCUCAAGAUCCACGCCUGCGGCUUCUGCAGCAAGACGUUCCGGCGACGCGUGGAGCUGGAGGUGCACACGCGCACGCACACGGGCGAGAAGCCCUUCGGCUGCCGCGUCUGCGGCAAGCGCUUCAGCCGCAAGAGCAACAUGGAGAUCCACAUGCGCACGCACACGGGCGAGAAGCCGCACCGCUGCCACGUGUGCGGCAAGCGCUUCAACAUCACGUCCUCCAUGAUCCGCCACCUGCGCACGCACUCGGGUGAGAAGCCCUACAGCUGCCGCGUCUGCCGCAAGGCCUUCGCCGCCAGCUCCGACAUGAAGAUUCACCUGCGCACGCACACGGGCGAGCGGCCGUACGGCUGCCCCGUCUGCGGCAAGCGCUUCAUGCUCAGCACGCCGCUCAAGUACCACAUGAAGCACCACACGGAGGAGCGGCCGUACUGCUGCAGCCGCUGCAACCGCAGCUUCAGCGACGUGUACACGCUGCGCCGCCACAUGAGGACGCAGGACUGCAAGAGGAAGACCUUCGUCCACCUCGAUGCCACCGGCGCCGCGCCGCCGGACUGACCGGUGGGAGGUUCUGCAGACAUUCACGCUCAGCAGCACGACGACUGAGCAUAGUCAACGUUGAUUAAAAAAAGUUGAAAAAGGUUUUUUCUCUCUUUUUAGGGCCCUCUGGGAACUUCUGGUAAAAUAAUCAUUAAAAAUCACUGGUUUUUCCUAGGACACUGAAAUUGCAGGAUCAGAUGCCUUUCAACAGGCUAAAAAAACAUACACUGUAACACAUGGUGUCUGGAGAAAUCUGUCACUCGUUUUUUUCAAAAUAUGAACUAUCCAAAUAAAUCGUAACUUUGUCAUGCCUUGCCUAAUUAACUUUAAACUUUGCAAAGAUGUUGUUUACUGUGAUGUAAAAACAUCCUAUUGAUUUCAGUGAUGUAGCUCCAAAGGCUGAUUUAUAAGAAUGUUUUUUGGUUGGAUUUAUUGGAUUCUGUAUAACUGUCGAGUUAAAAAAUAUUUUUUUAUCAAAGUAUGGUUUUUGGUAAGAGAGUUUAAAUAAUGCUGAAUUGUGGCGCAUCAUGCCUGUAUCGUGUGGGAAUAUUUUCACAUUUUUAUGAUAUAUUCUUGAGUUUAAACAAAUACAUUUGUCAUAAACUCAAGGUUUAAGCAGGACCGUUGAUACUUCACACUGCUAUUUCACACCCAAGCCGCUAGGUGGCGCAUCACGCUGGUGGUAUAAGAUAGUAACGGUACUUCUACUGUAGAAGAAUAAAUGUUCCUGCCGUGAAGCGAACUGGUGAGAUGUCUCUUCUAUUCUGUAUCACAGGUUGGUAAAUAUACUUUAAAUAUUAGUGUACAUGCUAGAGUUUAACGUCGCCUGCCAGAUCUGUAUGCUAACUUGCUAACUAGCGGGCUUGUUUGGGGAAAGUUGACUCAAAACAACAGAAGAACUUGUGAAUUCACUAAAUACACUUACCGUAUCGGCCCGAAUAUAAAACGACCCCCUCUUUUUCAAGUUUGAAAAAAGACUUUUUGAACACCAAAUUCAAUUUUUAUACAGAAAAUAAUUACAGUACGUCUGUUACACCAUAUUUCACAGCCGCUUUGCAGUUGUUUGAAGACUCUGCCUCAUUUAUCACCAUCUGUUGGGAUCCAGCCGGCUGGGCUUUCCUCCGCGGCUCGGUCGCGCUGGGAGCGCUAGCCCCCCCGGCCACGCGCCGCGCCAACAUCAUAACUUCUCAGCUGCCGGUUAACCUGCCGAUCUUCCA
Molecule: messenger RNA, 2489 nt
Organism: Cololabis saira (Pacific saury)
Lineage: Eukaryota; Metazoa; Chordata; Actinopteri; Beloniformes; Belonidae
Product: zinc finger protein OZF-like
Exons: 2
Coding region: 82-1290 (402 amino acids)
Biological process (GO): regulation of immune system process; regulation of cytokine production; negative regulation of transcription by RNA polymerase II
Source: RefSeq, a predicted model, not a curated record